AUGCUUUCCAUCACCCCGCCCCAUUCUCCCGCUUUCCAUCACCUGGCCCCAUUCUCCCGCUUUCCAUCACCCCGCCCCAUUCUCCCUCUUUCCAUCACCCCGCCCCAUUCUUCCUCCUUCCAUCACCCCGCCCCAUUCUCCCGCUUUCCAUCACCCCGCCCCAUUCUCCCGCUUUCCAUCACCCCGCCCCAUUCUCCCGCUCUCCAUCACCCCGCCACAUUCUCCCGCUAUCCAUUUCCCCGACCCAUUCUCCCGCUUUCCAUCACCCCGCCCCAUUCUCCCGCUUUCCAUCACCCCGCCCCAUUCUCCCGCUUUCCAUCACCCCGCCCCAUUCUCCCGCUUUCCAUCACCCCGCCCCAUUCUCCCGCUUUCCAUCACCCCGCCCCAUUCUCCCGCUUUCCAUCACCCCGCCCCAUUCUCCCGCUUUCCAUCACCCUGCCCCAUUCUCCCGCUUUCCAUCACCCCGCCCCAUUCUCCCGCUUUCCAUCACCCCGCCCCAUUCUCCCGCUUUCCAUCACCCCGCCCCAUUCUCCCGCUUUCCAUCACCCCGCCCUAUUCUCCCGCUUUCCAUCACCCCGCCCCAUUCUCCAGCUUUCCAUCACCCCGCCCCAUUCUCCCUCCUUCCAUCACCCCUCCCCAUUCUCCCUCCUUCCAUCACCCCUCCCCAUUCUCCCGCUUUCCAUCACCCUGCCCCAUUCUCCCGCUUUCCAUCACCCCGCCCCAUUCUCCCGCUUUCCAUCACCCCGCCCCAUUCUCCAGCUUUCCAUCACCCCGCCCCAUUCUCCCUCCUUCUAUCACCCCGCCCCAUUCUCCCUCCUUCCAUCACCCCGCCCCAUUAUCCCGCUUUAUAUCACCCCGCCCCAUUCUCCCGCUUUCCAUCACCCCGCCCCAUUCUCCCGCUUUCGAUCAGUCCGCCCCAUUCUCCCGCUUUCCAUCACCCCGCCCCAUUCUCCCGUUUUCCAUCACCCCGCCCCAUUCUCCCGCUUUCCAUCACCCCGCCCCAUUCUCCCGCUUUCCAUCACCCCACCCCAUUCUCCCGCAUUCCAUCAUCCUGCCCCAUUCUCCCACUUUCCAUCACCUCGCCCCAUUCUUCCUCCUUCCAUCACCCCGCCCCAUUCUCCCGCUUUCCAUCUAUUCUCCCGCUUUCCAUCACCCCGCCCCAUUCUCCCGCUUUCCAUCACCCCGCCCCAUUCUCCCUCCUUCUAUCACCCCGCCCCAUUUUCCCGCUCCCGCCCCAUUCUCCCGCUUUCCAUCACCCCGCCCCAUUCUAACGCUUUCCAUCACCCCGCCCCAUUCUCCCGCUUUCCAUCACCCCGCCCCAUUCUCCCGCUUUCCAUCACCCCGCCCCAUUCUCCCAAUUUCCAUCACCCCGCCCCAUUCUCCCGCUUUCCAUCACCCCGCCCCAUUCUAACGCUUUCCAUCACCCCGCACCAUUCUCCCGCUUUCCAUCACCCCGCCCCAUUCUCCCGCUUUCCAUCACCCCGCCCCAUUCUCCCGCUUUCCAUCACCCCGCCCCAUUCUUCCUUCUUCCAUCACCCCGCCCCAUUCUCCCUCCUUCCAUCACCCCGCCCCAUUCUCCCGCUUUCCAUCACCCCGCCCCAUUCUCCCGCUUUCCAUCACUUUGCCCCAUUCUCCCGCUUUCCAUCACCCCGCCCCAUUCUCCCGCUUUCCAUCACCCCGCCGCAUUCUCCCGAUUUCCAUCACCCCGCCCCAUUCUCCCGCUUUCCAUCACCCCGCCCCAUUCUCCCGCUUUCCAUCACCCCGCACAACUCUCCCGCUUUCCAUCACCCCGCCCCAUUCUCCCGCUUUCCAUCACCCCGCCCCAUUCUCCCGCUUGCCAUCACCCCGCCCCAUUCUCCCUCCUUCCAUCACCCCGCCCCAUUCUCCCUCCUUCCAUCACCCCGACCCAUUCUCCCGCUUUCCAUCACCCCGCCCCAUUCUCCCGCUUUCCAUCACCCCGCCCCAUUCUCCCUCUUUCCAUCACCCCGCCCCAUUCUCCCGCUUUCCAUCACCCCGCCCCAUUCUCCCGCUUUCCAUCACCCCACCCCAUUCUCCCGCUUUCCAUCACUUCGCCCCAUUCUCCCGCAUUCCAUCACCCCGCCCCAUUCUCCCACUUUCCAUCACCCCGCCGCAUUCUCCCGAUUUCCAUCACCCCACCCCGUUCUCCCGCUUUCCAUCACCCCGCCCCAUUCUCCCGCUUUCCAUCACCCCGCCCCAUUCUCCCUCUUUCCAUCACCCCGCCCAAUUCUCCCGCUUUCCAUCACCCCGCCCCAUUCUCCCGCUUUCCAUCACCCCGCCCCAUUCUCCCGCUUUCCAUCACCCCGCCCCAUUCUCCCGCUUUCCAUCACCCCGCCCCAUUCUCCCUCCUUCCAUCACCCCGCCCCACACUCCCGCUUUCCAUCACCCCGCCCCAUUCUCAUGCUUUCCAUCACCCCGCCCCAUUCUCCCGCUUUCCAUCACCCCGCCCCAUUCUCCCGCUUUCCAUCACCCCGCCCGAUUCUCCCUCUUUCCAUCACCCCGCCCCAUUCUUCCUCCUUCCAUCACCCCGCCCCAUUCUCCCGCUUUCCAUCACCCCGCCCCAUUCUCCCGCUUUCCAUCACCCCGCCCCAUUCUCCCUCCUUCCAUCACCCCGCCCCAUUCUUCCUCCUUCCAUCACCCCGCCCCAUUCUCCAGCUUUCCAUCACCCCGCCCCAUUCUCCCUCCUUCCAUCACCCCGCCCCAUUCUCCCGCUUUCCAUCACCCCGCCCCAUUCUCCCGCUUUCCAUCAUCCCGCCCCAUUCUCCCGCUUUCCAUCACCCCGCCCCAUUCUCCUUCCUUCCAUCACCCCGCCCCAUUCUCCCGCUUUCCAUCACCCCGCCCCAUUCUCCCGCUUUCCAUCACCCCGCCCCAUUCUCCCUCUUUCCAUCAACCCGCUCCAUUCUCCCGCUUUCCAUCACCCCGCCCCAUUCUCCCUCCUUCCAUCACCCCCCCCCAUUCUCCCGCAUUCCAUCACCCUGCCCCAUUCUCCCACUUUCCAUCACCCCGCCCCAUUCUCCCGCUUUCCAUCACCCCGCCCCCCCGAUUCUACCGCUUUCCAUCACGUCUGGCCAGUGCGGUCACCUGUGCGGAUGA
This is a messenger RNA of Closterium sp. Naga37s-1, 3111 nucleotides long. Lineage: Eukaryota; Viridiplantae; Streptophyta; Zygnematophyceae; Desmidiales; Closteriaceae. The record is from the annotation of a GenBank genome assembly.